CAGCCGCUCGGACGCGCGGCUCGGAAAUAAAGUGCUCAUGUCCCUUUUUGGUAUCUCACUUCCACGUUAUGACUCGGCCCAGCAGGAGAGAGUUAUUCGUGCGUGAAUUGGUCCCGCGGACAGGGAAAUGAUGCGGGUGAUCCGUGUCAGCAGCUCGUGGACCUGUUGAUCGCCCGCUGGCGCAGCAAUGGAGAGCCGGCGACAUGUGAUUAAUACUUUCUAAAGGAAAAUUGGACUCAAGCGUUCUGUCGGCCAGAGAUGGAGAUCAUGGAUACUCAGUGUGCCUUGGAGGCCGUGGAGAGGCUGCAAGCCAAACUGAAGGAGAGAGGGGAAGCCCCCACUCAGGAGAAGCUAUCCCUGCUGAAGACCGUCCUGCAGAGCCCCCUGUUCCUUCAUAUACUCAGCCUGCAGCAAGCUCAGCGCAAGCCCGCUGCCAAGGGGAAGGGCAUCAUUAAGUCUGUCUCCAUGAACUGCGGCCCAUGCCCGGGUUUACCUCUGGACAUGAAGACCCUCAGCCACAGCGACUCGUACACGUGGGCCGUGGAGAACCGAGGGCCCGGCACCGCCAGAGCCUUCCACAAGGACGGCAGCUUUUCUUCUCUAGGCUCCCAGGAGCUGUCUUUCUCAGACAUCUUCCCAGCCAACGCCACGUACACCGAAUCUCAGUACUGCACUCCUCCUCGAAUCUCCCGCACCAUGUCCAUGGGGAGAAACCUUUCUGCUCUUGCUCAAGAGAGGCGCCACAUUGAGAUAAUAGAGCUGAUCAAUGAUGGGAAAGGACUUGGUUUUGGCAUCAUCGGGGGACGGAGCGCCGGGAUCAUGGUCAAGACGAUCCUCCCUGGAGGAUCAGCUGGGAGGGACAAUCGUCUACAUAGUGGAGAUCAGAUCCUGCGCAUUGGAGAUACAGAUUUAGCAGGAAUGAACAGCGAGCAGGCAGCACAGGUGCUGCGAAAUGCUGGUAGCAAGGUGAAACUGCUCAUCGCCAGGGACGUUGCCAAGGACAACCACGUCUCCUCUCCUGUCCUCUAUCAGGAAAGCUUCGAUGGCGAGCCCAGCGACUUGAAUGAUGACCACGAGUUUGGUGUUCAGUUUACUAAAAACAGCCGGGGCUUGGGCUUUACCAUAUCCAGCUAUGUAGGAGACCUAAACUCAGUGUACAGUGUUGGCGUGAUGGUGAAGAGCAUAGUGAAAGGCAGCUCUGUUGAUCAAGAUGGAAGAAUGCACAUUGGAGAUAUCAUUCUGUCUGUGGAUGGGUUGAGCCUCCAGGGCUGCAGCGAGCAGCGGGCCAUGGAGGUGCUCCGGAGGACGGGUCCGCUGGUCAGGCUGAAGCUGUUGAGAAAAGCCGCCCGCCUGAGCCACGUCCUGCCCCCGGUUCGCCCCCUGAAGCCCCUCCGACACUCCCACAGCUUCCAUGAAAGCAGCCUCAGCAGAACAGGCCUCCGAAAAAUUCAAGAGACAGACGCGUUCCUCUGUCUCCAAGGAGUCUGUUCGCUGCGUGAAAUCUCCCGGCGCGCGGCGUAUGCCAGCAGACGACCCCAGCGCGACUUCAGAGAGGUGGUGGAUCUGACUCCAGACGAAGAGGAAACUCUAAGGAGAAGGUGGCAGCAUGCUGUGGGAGCCCGAUACGAAGUGAUUGUUUGUCAGCUGAAGCGAUUCAGUGAGACGAGUGGUCUGGGCAUCAGCUUGGAGGCAAGGGCAGGGCAUCACUAUCUGUGCUCCAUCUUACCUGAGGGGCCCGUUGGCCAAAGUCACAAGAUCUUCACUGGAGACCAGAUAUUGGAGGUAAAUGGGAGGCCUCUCAUUGGAGAGACACACAGAGAGGUGGUCAGUAUUCUGAAGGAGUUGCCAGUGUUUGUGUGUCUUGUAUGCUCUCGCAUCGUGCCCCCUUCAGUCCCUGACAGUGAUGAGGAAAAUGAUGCUGAUGUCCACCUCAGCCUGAAGGAGCUGCUGGCUGAGUUCAAUGACAAGCUGGAUCAGGGCUGUGUCAUUCCAUGUCCUACAGCCGAGGACAUUACCAAGCGUGGUGUGCCCCCCAUGUCCCCUCCCCUUGCUAUGUGGGAAAAACAAGCUCAAGUAGUUGAGCUCGAGAAAGGAGAUUUGGGACUGGGCUUCAGCAUCCUGGACUACCAGGAUCCAGAGGAUGCUUCUAAAACAGUUCUGAUAAUCCGCUCCUUGGUGCCUGGAGGUGUAGCAGACCGAGACGGUCGUCUCUUACCUGGUGACCGACUGGUGUUCGUGAAUGAAACUGACCUAGAAGGCUCCAGUCUGGAUUAUGCUGUGCAUGUCCUGAAGUCCACCGGCUAUGGCCCAGUGCACAUCGGUGUCGCUAAACCCCUGCCGUUGGAACUGUGUGGCGGCUUGACGCCCAUCUCGGAGAGGAGUGCCCGGGCUUCAUGUGACGACACGGACAGCCACACUCAGGUCACCCUGCUAGCCGAGGCAGCUGAUGCCAGCACCACCGCGGUGUGGAACUCCGACGACAACAUCUUCAACCAGCCGGGUCACACGGAAAACCAGCAGCACCAUCACUUUGGCGACAUGGAAGAUGACAACGGGCAGCAAGCGCCACCUCUGCCUCCUCGCACAAGCUUUGAGAGGACAAUCACUGUUGUCCGGGGCAACCGUAGCCUUGGGAUGUCGGUCAGUGCUAUCAACGAUGGCUCAGGCAUACUGGUACGCACUGUGGUCCAGGGAGGCUCUGUUUGCCAGGAUGGCAGGCUGGGGGUGGGGGACAUCAUCCUAGCCAUCAACGGUGAACCUACCUCCAACAUGACCAGCGUCCAAGCCAGGGCCGUACUCCGCCGACACUCUGUCUUAGGACCAGAAAUGAGGAUAACUUACGUCCCGGCCCAUCAGGUGGACGAACACCGGGCUCGUCUGUGCUUGCCGCCUCUGGCAUCCAUCUCUACUGACAGCGCCUCCUCCUCACCGACUCUACCAGCUUCUUCUCCUGAGCCGGCGUCGGCCUCAGCCGGACCCCCCGGCCCCCCGGCUGCAUCCAAACUCAGGCUGUCAGCCUCAGUCAGAUUUAAAGCCGCAGCUCCGGGUCCGGCCACGGUCAGGGCCUCCGCUUCGUUUAAAGCUCCAGUCAGAAGCUCGGCCGCCGUUCCUACCAUCACCCCGACUUCAGACUCAAGUUGGCAAAAUCCAAAAGUUCUACCUCAUAAGAGUGAGAAAAAAGAAAAUGGCAGAGACACCGCAUGGGAUUCCAGAGACAAUGUGAAUUCAGAUGUGACAACGCCAAAGUUGGAUGGGGAAGAAGAGGGAGAUGAAGAGCGUCGAUCUCACACAGCAAUGUCUUGGGAUCAGCCUAAAAGUGUGCGGCUGACCCGAGAACCAGGCCAGUCCCUGGGUAUCAGCAUUAUGGGAGGCAGAGGCAUGGGCCGCCGAGUGAGCAGCGGAGAGAUGAUGAGGGGUGUCUUCAUCAAGCACAUCAGCCCCGACAGCCCGGCCACACAUAAUGGCAGCCUCCGGACUGGAGACAGGAUACUCGAGGUGGGCGGUGUGGACCUAAGAGACGCCACCCACGAGGAGGCAGUAGAGGCCAUCCGCAGCGCGGGAGACUCUGUGGUCCUCUUGGUUCACCCUGGACAGUACAGACCUCAGACCCAUACUGUCAUCCAGCAUGAAAGACAAAAUCCAACACCGAUGUUCAACUCGCACAACAGCAAGGCACCAUCGCCAACUUCCGAUAGAAUGGAUCGGAGAAGCCCCAUUAAUGUCACAAGACCAGUAAAGACGGCGGCUGGAGAUGGGGAUGACACCAGCCGGAAAAAGAUGCUUCAGCGCUAUGGCAGUCUGACAGGGAAGCUCCACAUGAUAGAGCUGGAGAAGGACCCUGCAGCUACCGGUCUGGGCAUCAGCCUGGCGGCCAACGACGACGGCUCCAGGGCCCGGAUGAGCGUCAACGUGGCAGCAAUCGACCCUCAAGGGCCUGUGGGGUUGGAUGGGCGGAUACAGGUUGGGGAUGAACUUUUAGAGAUUAAUGGCCAGAUAUUGUAUGGCCGAAGUCACCAAAAUGCCACCACCAUCAUCAACAACGCUCCAUCAAAAGUCAAGAUCGUUCUCAUCCGAAAUAAAGGUGGUAAAUCGGUCAAGGAAAUCAGAGGAAGUUACGAGGACACAGUUGACUCCAGGCCAGAAACUGUGGAGUCUGGAGGAUUGUCCAGAGAUGUCAAGCACGUCGUCCUUCCUCAGGAUCAUUUAGGUCUGGGUCUUUGCCUUGAAGAAGAUGGUUCCAGAACAGGAGUUUUGGUCAGAUCCCUGAUUAAGCAUGGCAUUGCCAGUAAGGAUGGCAGGAUAAAGGUUGGAGACAGAAUCGUGGCAGUUGGGGAAGAACCUGUGGCUGGACUGUCGGUGGAAAAGGUCUCCGGUUUGAUUCUCAAGCACCGGGUCACUGUCAAACUCUCCAUCACCCCUUCUCAGCGUCCUUCUUUCUCGUCCUCUCUACCUCCCCCUGCAUUACUCUCCCCUCUGCCGGCUGCUUCCUCAAACGUUGUUCAGGCCUCCACUGCCACCUCUUCAUCUCUCAGUACCGCCCAGACAUCUCCAGUGGAGGCCUCCGUUUCACUCGGCACCUGUCCCACAACUCCUGACCCCUUGAGCUGCUCCGUUGUGGCUGGAAGGGAAACUACCGUCGAGAUUUGUAAAGGAAAUUUAGGCCUAGGCCUCAGCAUUGUAGGAGGAUGCGACACUCUACUGGGGGCAGUGAUAGUCCAUGAAGUGAAUGAUGGUGGAGCGGCACAGAGAGAUGGUCGACUGCAAGCUGGAGACCAAAUAUUAGAGGUUAAUGGCAUCGACCUGCGGCAGGCCACACAUGACGAGGCCAUCGCCGUGCUGCGGCUCACCACCCAGCGUGUUCGGCUCUGCGUCUUCAGGCACCAGGAGGCCUACAGGGAGGAGGACCUGUGGGACGUGUUCAGUCUGGAGCUCAGGCCUCGUCCUGCAGGAGGACUGGGCUUUACCACUGUGGGGAAGAGCAAUGACACAGGAAUCUUUGUGUCAGACAUCAUCAGAGGAGGAGCAGCAGAUUCAGACGGCAGGCUGUUGCUCGGGGACCAGAUUCUUUCAAUCAACGGGGAGGACGUCCGUGCAGCAUCGCAAGAUCGUGCACAAAAGCUUCUACAGUGUUGCAGCGGUGCAGUUCACCUGGAGGUGGCCCGCUUUAAAGCCGGGCUGCAGUAUUCACAGCAGAGUCAGGAAUUCUUUAAGUUAUGUUUUAUCCAGAGCGAAGACUCCGAUUGUUCCACUCUGACGCCCACAAGUGGAUGCGAUGUGUCCUUCGGCCACCAGAGGGAGACACAAAACAGAGCAGGAAGUUACACUAUUCAAAACUCUAAGAUCCGAAAAGUAAUAAUACAAAAGGGUCCAUGUGGAUCUCUGGGCCUCAGUGUAGCCGGAGGAAUGGGCAGUCCCCAUGGCAACGUACCUCUUUUUAUUGCUGCCAUGGAUACCAAUGGACUGGCUGCCAAAACACAGAAAAUACAGACAGGAGACAGGAUCCUCAGCAUCAAUGAUGUGUCUACAGAGGGAAUGACUCAUGACCACGCCGGAGCCCUGCUGAAGAGCGCCACCGGAAACAUCAGUCUGGAGGUGACAGCGAGUUUUGAUGGAUGCAGCACCGAGGUUCACAGCAGCCUGCCUGACACAUCAUCGGGCCGACCCGGCAGUCUGACCUGCUUUCACAACAACCUGGGUACUCGCGUGUAUAAGACCAUCACCCUGGAGAGAGGCUCGCUAGGCCUGGGAUUCAGCAUCGUAGGAGGGUUCGGCAGCCCUCACGGAGACCUGCCGAUAUACGUCAAAACUAUCUUCGACAAGGGGGCAGCCAUAGAGGACGGCAGGCUGAAACGGGGCGAUCAGAUCAUCGCCGUGAAUGGACGCUGCCUGGACGGUGUCACGCACCCUGAAGCUGUGGAUAUCCUGAAAAAGACCAGAGGAAGUGUCGUCCUCACCGUGCUCUCCUGAGACACAGCAAACUACGUCCUCAUUUGAAUAUUUCUCACCAACGCAGCUCUCUGAUGAUGUAGAACAGCUUCACACAAGUAUGAGGAGUCAAACAUCGACAAGAAAGAGUAGUUUCUGUAAAUGUAAAUGUAUUCAUAUUUGGUUUAGGGAAACUACCUCCAACUGGAAACACAGCUCUGUUGUAUAAUUCCUGACACUGCACUCAUGAAAAGACAAAAACAGACAAAAAAAAUGUGAAUCCUGACAACAGAUACUGGAAGCAAAACAUCCGAAGCAGGUAAUGUUUUAUUUCCAUUAUAGUCCUACAUGAAUGUGCAUCGUAACCCAUAUGUGCAGACCUCAGGCUGCUCAUCCUGAUGGGGAGGAGCAAGUCUACUCCAAGUUCCUCCUGGAUGACUGAACUUUGUGACCAUAGGUGAAGAAAAGAACGUAGAUGGACUGGUAGAGAGUUUGGCCUUUUGGCACAUCUCUCCUUUCACCUGAACAGAGCAGAUGUUGCACCAAUCAUGUCCAUCUCCCAUUCCAUUGCGGCUCGGUGACACCAACAGGACCACAUCAUCUGCAAAAAGCUGAGCUGGAAUUCUGAAGGGCACCAAACCAGAGUUCCUCCUUCCCUUGGCUUCACCAAGAAAUUCUGUUCAUAAAAGUUAUGAACAGAAUUUGAGACAAAGGGCAGGUCUAACUGAGUCCAAAUCCCACCUGCAACAAAUUCACUAACUCAGCGAGUUAAACCCGUUCUAUAUGUGUAUAGGUAUUGAAUGGCCCAUAGCAAAGUAUAGUAUCCCAUACAUCCAAAGUACGACCCACUGAACACUCCAGGGGACAUGGUCAAAUGCUUUUUCCAAAUCCACAUUGUUACUCCUGAUUUAUCCCCGAGACUAUUCUUCACCACCUCUGGAUAAACCUCAUCAGGGAGGCUGAGGAGUGUAAUUGAAACACGUAUUUAUAUCCACAUAACCAUGAUGAUCAGACCUCAUGAAUAUAAACAAAUAAAUGGAUGCAAUAGAAGAACCUGUGAAAAAAACAAUUACUCAUUUACAGUAUUAACACCGUCUCAUAACUUCUUAUUCAGAUUUAAUUUACUGCGAGGAACUCCUGACAUACAAAACAUGCCAAGUUCUCCUGCCAAUCUUUUGUAUGGCAAUAAGGCUUUAGGAUAUUUCCUUUGAAAUACUCCUUUACUUUUCUUUAUGUUGUAAUUAUAUAUAAAAAAAUAAAGUGUAACUGUUUCCUAAAUAAAACAUUUCUUACAUUAUUUGCAGAUAACCAUCAUGUAGAACCACUUUGUGUUAAGCUGAUAGCUUUUGCUUUAAUAGUCUUAAAUUUCUUUUCUUUGGACAUUCAAGACAUGUUAUUGUGUCAUGUACAAUGUUUAUUUAAAACAUUCUUUUACUUGUUUUAUAUUUAUUUAUUUUUUUUCAUGUUUUUUUUUCUUCAUUUUAUUUUAUCUAAAGUAGUUGUCCUCACCGUGCUUGCACUUGUUCGUUUGGCAUUGUGUUGCAUUUUCUCAUGAAUCGACCCUAUUAAAUGUUCCU
Cololabis saira (Pacific saury) is the source of this 7502-nucleotide messenger RNA. Its product is annotated as multiple PDZ domain protein. The record is from RefSeq and is a predicted model, not a curated record. The transcript is spliced from 43 exons. Gene Ontology annotation, molecular function: protein binding. Bases 259 to 5967 code for a protein of 1902 amino acids. Lineage: Eukaryota; Metazoa; Chordata; Actinopteri; Beloniformes; Belonidae.